This is a messenger RNA of Racocetra persica, 161 nucleotides long. Lineage: Eukaryota; Fungi; Glomeromycota; Glomeromycetes; Diversisporales; Gigasporaceae. The record is from the annotation of a GenBank genome assembly.
UAGCAAAUAACUAUAUAUCUGUUAGAAACAAUCAGGUUAAUUAUAAAGAACCAGCCAGAGAUCAAGGACCAGAUCUUCUUCAUUUAGUUUUACUAAAAAUCGCUACUGCCUUCAAAGAAGCGACUGUUGAAGUUGCUGCCACCUUCAGACUACUAGCUUGA